AUGGAAGCUUCACGGCCGGUAGAGCAACACCCGCCGCAGCAAGAUGAUAUAGAUCAACUACCUCCCCCACCCGAACCGUUUCCAUUACAUCAAUUGGUUGGAACUUCUUCUUCUUCGGGGGUUAAUGGGAAUGGAUUUCUUACAAGGAGUGAAGGUAGCAAGCAAAACGCUCGCAAUUACCUCUCAUCAGUCCAACAAUCAUGCAUCAAUGCCCUCUCUUCCCUCUUACCCGAUCCAUCUUCCACUUCUACCUCGAAUGGGACCGGCUUAUCAGAGUCAAGUUCUCAACUAGCCUCGGCUCUCACAGAUCUUUUAGAAGUAACAUACGAACUAGACGAGUUGUUACCACCCUCUACAAAUCCUACGCCUUCUGCAUCACAUACUCACACUUUCCCUGAUAACCCCCAACCCGAUGAAGAUGAACCUCAGGAAAACAAAAUCAAGAAUUCUUUCAAUGCUUUGACAAAUCUGCUAGAGGGUCUGCAGGAUGCUAGAUUGCAGGAUGAUAUGGAAGUACCACGACAAGAAGAAUCGCAGUUAGAAAGGAAAGAAGGCGAAUUGCAUCCUGCUAUUAAAGUUGUAAGAGAAGAAUUAGCUUGGCAGAGGUUGGAAAGUUUGAGUUUCGCUAUAGUCAGCUUAUCAAAAGGUGGCGCUGCAUAUUCAGAUUCGGUUGAAGAACGGGAACAGGAUCCACAGGAUCCGAAGUUGAAGCAGACUAAUUCCAGUACUUCGUCAAUCUUCGGAACGGAUAAUGGAUUACCACCCUCCUACGAACAAUUCUUGAACCAUCAACAUCGACCGGUUUCUCAAACAGAUAAUUCAUCUUUACUACCUUCAUAUCAUGAUAUACAUUCCGACGAGAACCUAAACCCAGAUCAGGAUCAAGCUGGACCAUCUUCUCCUAUCAAAUCAAAACAACUGGAAGAACCGUCCCCGUCCAAUGGACCUACGGCAACAAGAGAAAAGAUGUUACAGGAGCUGGACUCGCUGACUUUUGCAAUCGAGAGACUAUCGUCGAUCGCACCGAGGUUACACGAUCAGAGAGUCGAAUUGAAGUUGAACCUAAAAUCUCCUCGAGGAGUAGUGGAUGAGAGAAGCAUGAGUAAAGAAGAUAAGAUGAAAUUGGAAAGGCAGAAGAUGAAGGAAUUAGAGGAGAUCUGGGAUAAGAUUGAGAGGGCUCAUGGGAAAAGGAGGAUUAGGGUAGAAGAUGGUCAGAGAGCUGAUGGAGAUGGAUGGGAGAAGCGGACGAGGGACCGAUUCAUAAAUCGUAUCGUCGAUCAAGCGGAAGCUAGAAGAUUGGAAGAUCAAGAUUCCAUGAUGGGCAGUGUGGACGCUGAAUUAGCAAGAGCCAGAGAUCUCAGAGAUAGAGAUCACUUCCUCCGUGAUUUGAUGGAUCAAUCGGGAGAGCGAAGACUGGAUGAUCAAGAUGCGACUGUACCGAGGGUAUCUGACCGAAGAGCAUCCUUGAUUGAGACUUUGAUAGAUUACUCGUUGUCAGGUAGACUACACGAUCAAGACUCCUUACCUCCUACACCUCGACACGGUUUAAAUGGAGAGAAAGUGGAAGAUCCAUUCGAGCUUGUCACCGUCGAAGACUUUUUGAUGAGUCGAGGUCCUGAUCGAAGACGCUCAUUAGGGGGCGAUGCCUUACUCCGAGCUUCCAGUGGUAGUGGUGAAGGCAGUGUGGAAAUGGGCAGAUCAAGAAGUAAUUCUAAGCUCGCUGGGCUGGUGAGAAGAGGAAGUGUCCAUUUGGGGCUAAAAGCUAGUUAUGGUUUUGACGUGAACAACAUCACAUACGUCGCCGAACAUCAAGAGAACCUCCGUUCCGUGCAAAUCACUCUACACGGUAUUGGCGUCUCAUCAAACCUGGAAUUGCAAGUCGAAAGUACUUCUUCAGAUCACGAGGAAGGUAUAAUCACUUCUAGGAAAGAUCCCUCAAUGUCCACUCGAAUCACUUUACCCGCCCCUGUCGAGCCUGGACAAUCAGUGAUAUUCACUGCUCAAGCACUUUAUCUCGAAGCUAAACUCAUCGCUCAACCCUUGCCUCCUGCUGCAGCAUCCCUUUUACCCACAUACCCGCUAUCUGCACCAGAACUACGCGAUAUUCAAGCCCGAGCGCUUUGCUGUACUUCGUGUGAUCGCGAACUAUCCACUCUACCAUACGAUCAUUGGGAUACCUCGUAUAAAGAUCUACCGAGUGAACACUGGGCGGAGAUGGUGGAAGUUUGGAUGUGUCAUAACGACCCAUCGUUCACUGCUCGACUCGCUGAACGGACGAAGGAAGGAUUCUGGCCUCAGGAUGGGGGUGUCUUAGUUGGCGGUAGUUAUCUGCUAGUUGGCAAGGAAAGGGUGAAACAGGGCAACAUCCACGUUGAGAAUGGCAGUGAUAGCGAACCAUGGAAUGUCGUCUUCUGCCAUUGUGGAGAAAUUUUGGGCAAACAACGGGCAAACGAUGAUAAGCCAGGUCAUGGAACUGUCAGGUUCUCGAAAUGGGCUGUAUCCCUCUUGGUGGAGAAUGAGGAGGAUGACAAGGUCGAAUACAUCCGAUCCCCACUCUCUCUCUUCAUCAUCUCGGACAUGCUCGAAUUAUCACAAGCUCAUGCUAGUCAUCGAUUUAUAAUUUCCGACGAAGAAACGGGCGAUAAGAAGAUUUACUUAUGGUUAUUCAACCCUUCAGUGAAAAUGUCAUACGCUCGACCAAGCGAUUCAUCCCCUUUACCAUCACCGUUAAGUAAAUCCACAACGAUAGAGCACAACGAGAGGAAUAGGAUUUCGAGAAGAUCUUCAAUAGCAUCUUCGAUAGGAGGUAAACAACCUUCUCAACCUUCAAAUCAUAAUGGUUUGGGUGCCGGUGCGAAUCAGAAAGUACUGCGGGCUUCAAAGAUCAUGUACAAAGUGGUUGAACCGUUCUCAGAGAAUGAUUUCGAAAGUCUACCUGGAUUUGGACCGGGCGGUCAAGUCGAGUCGCUCUCAUAUCCCUCAAAUGUCUGUGAGAGAUUGAUCGCGACGUUGAGGGAAAGCUCAGCGGUUUACCCUAUAGGGAGGAGGUCAAUGGGAGCUUUCGAUGCAGGAUUCUUGGAAAGGAAGUAG
This is a messenger RNA of Kwoniella botswanensis, 3090 nucleotides long. RefSeq lists its product as uncharacterized. Bases 1 to 3090 code for a protein of 1029 amino acids. Lineage: Eukaryota; Fungi; Basidiomycota; Tremellomycetes; Tremellales; Cryptococcaceae. The transcript has 10 exons. Gene Ontology annotation, cellular component: nucleus; ubiquitin ligase complex; cytosol. Gene Ontology annotation, molecular function: ubiquitin conjugating enzyme binding; cyclin binding; ubiquitin protein ligase activity. Gene Ontology annotation, biological process: protein autoubiquitination; proteasome-mediated ubiquitin-dependent protein catabolic process; protein monoubiquitination. The record is from RefSeq and is a predicted model, not a curated record.